Messenger RNA from Dromaius novaehollandiae (emu), 3118 nucleotides. It is a transcript of the gene PKP3, whose product is annotated as plakophilin 3. The transcript is spliced from 14 exons. Lineage: Eukaryota; Metazoa; Chordata; Aves; Casuariiformes; Dromaiidae. The record is from RefSeq and is a predicted model, not a curated record. Bases 66 to 2477 code for a protein of 803 amino acids. Gene Ontology annotation, biological process: cell-cell junction assembly; cell-cell adhesion. Gene Ontology annotation, cellular component: adherens junction; plasma membrane; nucleus. Gene Ontology annotation, molecular function: cadherin binding.
AAGCGGCGGCCGGUCGGGUGAGCUCCCCGGGCCCCACGCCGGGCCCCCAGCCCCACGCCGGCAGCAUGCUGCAGGGCGACGGCCCCCAGGGGCCCCCGAGCAAGCCCGAGGCCGGCGUGUGCUCGCUGGCGCUGCCCUCCGACCGGCAGCUCGAGGGUCGGAGGGAGGCCGAGGCCCAGCGGCUGCGCAGCGCCCGCGUCCAGGAGCAGGUCCGGCUCCGCAUGAUGCUCAACGGCCGGGCGGCCCCCCGGCCCCCGGGGCUCGACCUCGCCGAGGCCGCAGGCGGUCAGUCCGGCGCCCCGCCGCGCCCGGCCUUCAGCUCCCGCUCCGUGGGCAACGGCUCGGAGGCCCGAGGCACGGUCUAUCCGCCGCCGAGCAGGAGCGACUACGGCACGCUCGCGAGCAGCGGCUGGUCGUCGCGCUCGGCGGUGGACCUGGCGCCCCGCAAGCGCCCGGCGGCCCUCAGCAACGGGGGCCCGGCCCAGGGCCGCGGCUACGGCGGCGGCGGCGGCGGCGGCUACCCCUCCUCACGGCCCGGCUCCGUGCACGAGCGCGGCUACGGGGCCCGGCAGAGCUUCGACACGCUCUCGCUGCGCUCCCUGCGGCUGGCCGAGGGGCCCGGCCGCCCCGGCGGCGGCGGCGACGACCGCUACAGCGUGGUCUCGGAGCAGCUGGACCCCCCGCGGCCCCCCUACAAGAGCCACGGCGGCUUCGCCCGCUCCUACACCUUCGAGAGGCGGCUGAGCGGCUGCGCGGCGGGCCCCGGCGCCUGGGCCGAGGGCGGCGAGGCGGCGCAGGGCCGCACCAUCCGGGCGCCCGCCAUGCGCACGCUGCAGCGCUUCCAGAGCCACAACCGCUCGCGCCUCAGCGCCGGCUCCUUCGGCGGCAGCGGCUACCUGGCCGCGGCGGAGCACGGCUCCCGCGCCGCCUCCCUGCGCAGCCUGGCCGAGGCCGGCCACCGCCUGCGGGACGAGCGCCCCGCCGACGUGUACGACGGGCACGGCACCCUGCUCACCCAGCAGUCGGGCGGGUUCGACGACAUCGACCUGCCCUCGGCGGUGAAAUACCUGAUCGCCAGCGACCCCAACCUGCAGGUCCUGGGGGCCGCCUACCUCCAGCACAAGUGCUACAGCGAUGGCAACGCCAAGAAGCAGGCGCGCAGCCUCCAGGCCAUGCCCAAGCUGGUGAAGCUGUUCAACAGCCCCAACCAGGAGGUGCAGCGCCAUGCCACAGGCGCCAUGCGCAACCUCAUCUACGACAACGCGGAGAACAAGCUGGCCCUGGUGGAGGAGAACGGCAUCUACGAGCUCAUGCGGACGCUGCGGGAGCCCGACGACGAGCUCCGCAAGAACGUCACAGGGAUCCUGUGGAACCUCUCCUCCAGCGACAACCUGAAGGAUCGCCUGGCCCGGGACACGCUGGAGCAGCUCACGGACCUGGUCCUGGUCCCACUCUCCGGCCUGGGCAGCUCGGGGGUCAUCCAGCAGAAUGCCUCCGAGGCGGAGAUCUUCUACAACUCCACGGGCUUCCUCAGGAACCUCAGCUCUGCCAGCCAGCAGACCCGGCAGAAGAUGCGUGAGUGCCAUGGGCUGGUAGAUUCCAUGAUCCAUUACGUUAACAGCUCCCUGGAAGUGGGCAAGUCGGAGGACAAGAGCGUGGAGAACGCCGUCUGCGUCCUGCGAAACCUCUCCUACCGCCUGUACGACGAAAUGCCCCCAUCCGCACUCCAGCGCCUGGAGGGCCACGGCAGGAACAACGGCAGCACCGUGACGGGGGAGAUGGUGGGCUGUUUCAGCCCCCAGAGCAAGAAAGCACGAGAGCACUACCUGAACGCGGACAUCGUCACCUUCACGGAGGUCUCCAAGGACCCCAAGGGCAUGGAGUGGCUCUGGAACCCGCAGAUCAUCGGCAUCUACAACCGGCUGCUGCAGCGCUGCGAGCUCAACAAGCACACGACGGAGGCUGCCUCGGGGGCCCUGCAGAACAUCACGGCCGGGGACCGCAGGUGGGCGGGUGUGCUGAGCCGGCUGGCCUUGGAGCAGGAGCGCAUCCUGAACCCCGUGCUGGACCGCGUCCGCACCGCCGACCACCUCCAGCUGCGCUCGCUGACGGGGCUCAUCCGCAACCUGUCCCGCCACGCGCGCAACAAGGAUGAGAUGUCGACCAAGGUGGUCAGCCACUUGAUAGAGAAGCUGCCGGGCAGCGUUGGGGACAAGUCGCCGCCGGCCGACGUCAUCGUCAACAUCAUCGCGGUGCUCAACAACCUGGUGGUGGAGAGCCCCAUGGCUGCCCGUGACAUCGUCUACUUCGACGGCCUCAGGAAGCUCUUCUACAUCAAGAAGAGAAGGGACAGCCCGGACAACGAGAAGUCCUCCAGAGCAGCGGCUAGCCUCCUGGGCAACAUGUGGCAGUACACCAAGCUCCACCGGGACUUCAAGAUGAAGGGGUACCGGAAGGAGGAUUUCCUCAGCCUGUAGGAACAAGCCCUGGGAGAGGAGGAGGAGGAGGAGGGACUGGACAGCCCUGACUCUCCCCACCACGACGGGCCUUGCUGGUGACUGUGGCCUGGGGAGGCCACUCGCUGCGGGACCCCAACGCUGUAGUCUAGUCCCCGCCGCUCCCCGCGUCCCUUGUGCUUCCCCCCCGCCCUGCGCCGGGCGUCCCUUCCCCGCGCGGGGCCCUGGGGAGCCGGCGCCGGGCUGGGCCGGCGCCGCACGAGCAGGAUGCGGGCAGGGCCGGGCGGCUCGUGUUUGCUGGGCGGUUCCUCCCCGCAGGGUGGGGAGAUGCCCUUGGUGGCCCUGCUCCGCGCAGGUGGGGCCGCGGGUCCAAAGCUCUCCUUCGCCGGCCCGGCUCGGUGGCAGGGUGGGGGCUGCGGGUUUGCUUUCGCCUGCCUGCGGGUUUGGGGCCCCUGCGCUUGGGGUGCAAGAGCUGUGCAGCGCUCCCGGGCUGGGAAACGGCGUAGAGUAGGCGACGGGGGGGCGGCGGGGACGUGGGACGUAGGGAGCGCGCGGCGGCGGGCCGGGCCCCGGCGCGGCUCGCGGCGCGUUUGUCUCCCCGGCUCCCGGUGCGCAGACUCCCCGAGCCCCGUGCAUUACCGAAAUAAAGGCCUCGAAUGCUG